ACUAAAUUUUAAAGAAAUCUAAUAAUCUCUCUAUCUAUCUAUCUCUCUCUUUUUAAUAAAAAACAAAGUUAAAGGAAAUGGAAUAUUCAUACAUAUUUUCAACUGCUUUAAUUGUUGCUUUAAUUACCAUCUUUGUAUAUGUAAUUAAAAUAUAUCUAGAAUUUAAAGAUUCUCAGAUUAGUAAAAUAGUUCCAAGUAAUAAGUUUGGUAAAUAUGAUUUAUCAGGAAAAGUAAUAAUCCUUACUGGAGCAACCGAUGGGAUUGGAAAAGAAAUGGCAAGAUUCCUUUCAUCUUUCAAUCCAAAACGAUUAAUAAUUCCAGCUCGUAAUAAACAAAAAGGAACAAAUUUAUUAAAUUACAUAAAAAAGCAAAAUGGAAGUUCUGAUAAUGUUGAAAUCUGGGAUACAGAUUUAGCUGAUUUACAAAGUGUGGUUAAUUUUACUGAUAAAUUUAUUAGAGAAGUAGGAGAAUUACAUAUGUUAUUUAACAAUGCUGGUACAUUGAUUUUGAGUAAUGAUACAAGAACAAAAGAUAAUUUAGAAACACAUUUUCAGGUUAACCAUUUAGCUCCAUUCCUGCUUACGAUAAAAUUAUUGGAUACAUUAAAAAAAUCUGCCACGCCAGAUUCUCCUUCAAAAAUCUCAUUUACAUCAUCGGUGUCAAAUCAUUAUAAUAACUUAAAUAUGGAUGAUUUAUUACUUAUAAAAACUAAGGAAUUAUUUAAUAAUUAUUCCUAUACAAAAAUAAUGAAUAUUAUGAUUAGUAAUGAAAUAGCUCAUCGUUAUCUAAAUUCAAAUAUAACAUCAAGUUCAGCUCAUCCAGGUUUAAUGAACACACAAUUGUUAAAAUCUAAUGAUUUGACUGGAGAUUUAAUAGUUCGAUUUGUGAAAUAUCAUACUGAAUCUUGGGAACAAGGUGCAGUUAAUAUAUUGUAUCCUGUUCUUUGUUCUAAUAUAAAUGAUAAUGGUAAAUAUUUUGAUAAAUGUGCUGAAAGGGAACCCAAUAAGGUUGCUUUGGAUGAAGAAUUACGUAAAAAACUUUGGGAUUUUUCGGUUGAUAUAUUAAAAGAAAAAGGUUAUUUUUAAAAGUAGUUCAUGAAUUUCUAUAUCAGUUAUAUCAGUGAAAUUUUUUAUAAAUUCAUUAUAAUAUCACUACAGUAGUACUACAAUAAUAUCAAAUUUAAAUAAUAAAUAA
This is a messenger RNA of Rhizophagus irregularis DAOM 181602=DAOM 197198, 1194 nucleotides long. RefSeq lists its product as uncharacterized. The record is from RefSeq and is a predicted model, not a curated record. Lineage: Eukaryota; Fungi; Glomeromycota; Glomeromycetes; Glomerales; Glomeraceae.